Anopheles stephensi (Asian malaria mosquito) is the source of this 985-nucleotide messenger RNA. RefSeq lists its product as uncharacterized. Bases 202 to 699 code for a protein of 165 amino acids. The transcript is spliced from 2 exons. The record is from RefSeq and is a predicted model, not a curated record. Lineage: Eukaryota; Metazoa; Arthropoda; Insecta; Diptera; Culicidae.
ACUCACCUUCCACCGGUGCACCAUAAACGAUUUCAAUGCAAAGAUCAACCUGUAUCUCGAGCAGCAGAGGCAACGUUGCUGCCAGUCCUCUUCCCAUCCUCUGAAGAUUAGUAUCGGCAGUGUAGUGUUGCGUACGAUCGGGAAGCUUUGAUCAAGCACAUUCAAUACGCAGACUGUGCAACUGUGCAGCAAUUGGGCACAAUGCUUCAGCUUCGGACAACGCUCAAACUGUGCUACUUCCUAUUCUGCGGCCUGGGUUUGUUGCAGGCAGCCGACAGCUCGCCCGUACUGGUGCUGGUCGCGAAUGGAAGUGACAUCACGAUCAAUUUCCCCGGAGAAAACAAUAACAACCGUGUGUUUAGCAUCGUCAGUAGCUCGGGCAACAACAACCCAUCUAUGCUGGACUGGAUCGGUGGUAAUGGGGCGAACAAAGCACCCUCCAUAACGCUGGGCAGCUCGAACGCACCUGCCCUGUCCCCGAAUGCCAAUGACGGCGGAAGCGAUGAAGAAGAGAAUGCUGCAGCACCCUCAAAUCAUUACCCCCGAGCGAUGGGCCCGCAAGGAUUGAACGCGUACGACGAAAUCGACGGUAUACUUCCGCUGGUAACGGCCGUAACCCCUAAAAUUGGGACCAAUGUCACCGCAAGCGCUGCUGCAUCCGUGGACACCACUGAUAAGGUGAUAGCGGCACCAGCUUGACAAACACGCUCGGUUCAACCUUGACCCAAAUUUCCGACCAAAAACAAACCAAAAAGAGAACAUUAGAAACAAAAUUGCUCCGAAAAUAGAUGAUGAUCGCACGCACGUACGUGUUGUGAGUUAUGCUGUUAUGCACACUGGUUUAUUCCAUUGUCUUAUUUCUUCUUACAUGAGUUUGUUAUAAUUUUUAGUUUGGGUGUUGUUUGUUUGUCUGUUUUGUUUCCUUAGCACAUAUAAUAAGGAGGAGGAAGAGUCUGAUAAAUAGAUUUGUUUUGUUUUCUUUUCA